AUGAUGGAGAGGAUACGAGAAACGGGACGACGGUUACAUCGAGUCUACCGAGAAACUAUUGAAUGGAGAAAUCCACUUACUGGGCUCUAUCUGAUGGCUGUCAACUCUGCUUUUUGGAUUGGUGUAAUAUAUUGUGAUCCUAGAAUUCAAGAAGCUCUGUUAGCAACAGCAUCCGCUGGUAUUUUUGCAUGGGACAUUCUCCUUUCAUCGUCCAAUGAUCGUUCCAUUAUCACACAUCUUCUCAUGUGGCCGUUCCAGUCUAUUUUUCGGACACUAUCCGUGGGUGGCUCAGUAUACAGUAUCCACCUUCUACGAGCGGAAGAAGUUCGAUUAGCAUGUUAUUCUGCUUAUGCUACUUUGGCUUGCCUGCUAAUAAAUCCAGUUUGGGAGCACAAUGAAGUGAAUGCGAAAAUUGGAUCAGCAGUUCAAAAAACAGCCAGCUGGUUUGGAAACUGGAUACAAUACCUCAUCAUCACUCCAAUUGUGACAGUGUACGAAUAUACCAAAUACAUUGUUCUUUUCCGAUGGGUUCCACGUAAGCAUCUGAACCUUGAGAUUCUGUUACUGAAGAAUUUCAGCAUUAAUUGCACAUAUAAAACAUUUCGUCUUCAAUUUCCGAGAAGCUUGUGGAGAACUAGUCACUGGAAUCAAGAACUGGUAUGGUUUUCAUUUGAUCUAUCGAUAGAGCUAAAACGGUUCUUCAGGUUCCAUGUCACAGUUAUUGAAAGAACGGAAAGAGUUGCUGAACGUAUUCGGAAAUUUCUUCGAUAUUGGUUCUGUGCAGAAUGGUGGCCAUCGUUAAAGGAGUGGCUGAAAAUUAAUGUCGGUGUUCCACUUCGUUAUUUGUUUGAUCAAUUGUGCUUCGUGUUCGUUUACAUCUUCUGUGCUCAUUGGUUCCCACCACUUUGGCGAUUCACAGUCAAACAACUGAAAGUGCUCGGUGCUCUGGCUCACAAGCAUUUGUGGGUUCCAGUCAAAGGUUUUCUAUUUUGCCAAUUCGAACGACUACGUUGCUGGCUUCGUGACACUCUUCAUAGUAUCGCAAUUGCCGUUAGAGAUUCAAUUAUUUGGCCAAUCUGUGUCCUGAUGGUGGAAGUAGGAAAACAGUGCUCGAUAUUUGUUUAUCAUCUACUUUUGGAGCCUGUUGUGAACUAUCUCUACGGAAGAUACAAAAUCAUCGAGACUAGUGCUCUUAUUUACAUCCUUGGUCCAGUUUGUGAGACAGUAAUUGAUCAUAUCCCAGAAAAGAAUCCAUUCUGCGAAGACAGUGACGUCGAGUUUGAUGGAUUCUUGCCAGAAGUAAACGAUGACACUGACCUAGAUGAGAAUAUGGUGGACAAUGAAGAUGACGAGAUGCAAUCACAAUUGUCUUCUUCGCCGAUUCCAGAAGAAGAGUUCGAGUUCGAGCGAGGUCUCAAAUUCUCUGCAGUCAACGGAUCGGAGUCUAGUGAUGCCGAAUUCGAUCUGGAAGCCCCGAAGAGGACCGUGAGACGGCGGCGGAGAGAACCUAGAAAGUCCGAUAUGGCAGUAGACGAUGAAUAUGAGCUUCUGGAAUGA
Molecule: messenger RNA, 1557 nt
Organism: Caenorhabditis briggsae
Lineage: Eukaryota; Metazoa; Nematoda; Chromadorea; Rhabditida; Rhabditidae
Exons: 10
Coding region: 1-1557 (518 amino acids)
Source: RefSeq, a predicted model, not a curated record